UCUCUCUUAAACCUUUAUUAGGGUUUCACUCACUCACUCACUCUCGCCAUAGCCAAAAUCUGAAGUGAAGGAGUGCAGACGGCAGCCCUAAUCUUCAAUUCUCUCAAUUUUUACUUUCCCCAGCGAAAAUGGCGACUCAGAUGAGCAAGAAGCGAAAGUUCGUAGCCGAUGGAGUCUUCUUCGCAGAGUUGAAUGAGGUUCUGACCAGAGAGCUCGCCGAGGAUGGAUAUUCAGGCGUCGAGGUUAGAGUCACCCCAAUGCGCACUGAGAUCAUCAUCAGAGCCACUCGUACUCAAAAUGUUCUCGGGGAAAAGGGAAGAAGAAUCAGGGAGCUAACUUCAGUUGUCCAGAAGCGUUUUAAGUUCCCAGAGAACAGUGUGGAGCUUUACGCUGAGAAAGUCAACAAUAGGGGUCUUUGUGCCAUUGCUCAAGCUGAAUCCCUGCGAUACAAGCUCCUUGGUGGCCUUGCUGUUCGCAGAGCUUGCUAUGGUGUCUUGAGAUUUGUAAUGGAAAGUGGUGCCAAGGGAUGUGAGGUUAUUGUGAGUGGAAAGCUCAGAGCACAGCGUGCAAAAUCGAUGAAGUUCAAGGAUGGGUACAUGAUCUCAUCUGGUCAACCCGUCAAGGAGUACAUAGACUCAGCUGUGAGGCACGUUCUUCUCAGACAGGGAGUGCUUGGUAUUAAGGUUAAGAUCAUGCUCGACUGGGAUCCCAAAGGCAAGCAAGGGCCAACAACACCGUUGCCGGAUGUGAUCACCAUUCAUCCUCCAAAAGACGACGAGUACAUUCCUGCAGUAGAGGUUGCCGACAUUGACGUUGAGGUUCCUGUAGUUGCCUAAACUUUAUUUCUUGAAACGCAGAUUCUUGUACUUUCUUUUAUGUAGGUUUUGCUGAAGCAUAGUUACCCAUUGCAGAAGAAUAUUAGGUUUUGAUAAUACUUUCUUGUUUCAGUAAUACAUGUGCUUUGGUUUUGUUAACGCCACUUCUAUUUAUUGGUGACUUGAAUUUUUGGGUCAUGCCAAUUUUUUUUUAAAUUAAGUCCUCUAGGUCGAGGGAGAACAGAUUUGUAGCAUUGAAGAGAAAUAAAUCGACUCAAAUAUUUUGUUGUCUUGAA
Messenger RNA from Humulus lupulus (European hop), 1111 nucleotides. RefSeq names its product small ribosomal subunit protein uS3x-like. Gene Ontology annotation, biological process: translation. Gene Ontology annotation, cellular component: nucleus; cytosolic small ribosomal subunit. The coding region runs from base 129 to 836 and encodes 235 amino acids. NCBI's taxonomy places the organism in Eukaryota, Viridiplantae, Streptophyta, Magnoliopsida, Rosales, Cannabaceae. The record is from RefSeq and is a predicted model, not a curated record. The transcript is spliced from 6 exons. Gene Ontology annotation, molecular function: structural constituent of ribosome; RNA binding.